Messenger RNA from Penicilliopsis zonata CBS 506.65, 731 nucleotides. RefSeq lists its product as hypothetical. NCBI's taxonomy places the organism in Eukaryota, Fungi, Ascomycota, Eurotiomycetes, Eurotiales, Aspergillaceae. Gene Ontology annotation, biological process: protein acetylation. The record is from RefSeq and is a predicted model, not a curated record. The transcript has 2 exons. Bases 79 to 597 code for a protein of 172 amino acids. Gene Ontology annotation, molecular function: N-acetyltransferase activity.
AACGAGUUGAUUCAUAAACCAAGUUAUUUCUCUAAUCAAUUCAAUCAUCAUAAAUAUUCUCUCUAAACCCUAACCGUCAUGUCUGAACCGACGAUCCGACUGGCCACUGCAGAGGAUGUACCCCUCAUCCUGCAGUUCAUCUGCGAACUGGCCGACUACGAAAAGGCGCUGCACGAGGUGGAAGCAACGGAAGCGUCUUUACUCGCCACUCUCUCCUUCCCCGGUGACACUGAGCUCAAAGACUCGCGCAAGAAAGGCGUGUAUACGGCGCUGAUCACCCCCGCCGGAGCCACCGUGCCCGUGGGGAUGGCGCUGUAUUUCUACAACUACUCGACCUGGCGCUCGGCGCCGGGGAUCUAUCUCGAGGAUCUGUACGUGCAGCCUCAUGCGCGUGGGAACAAGUACGGCCUGCGUCUGCUGCGCUUCCUAGCCCAGCAGGUGAAAGCCGUGGAUGGGCGCCGGCUGGAAUGGAGCGUGUUGAAGUGGAACACGCCCAGCAUUGAUUUCUAUGUCAGUGAGGCCGUGGGGGCCAAGCCGAUGGACGAAUGGACCAAGAUGAUGGUUGACGGCGAGGCAUUGGAUCGGUUGGCCAACUAGUUUUGAAAUAUAUUCAUCAUCUGUCUAUAGUAGUUGAGACUGUUGUUUAAGAGUACAGAAAGCUCUAUACUCUCUAUGACAGCUUUUAGAUGCUGUAACAAUGAUAAGAGAAGAAACGAAAUCACAUUCAACCA